Loa loa (African eye worm) is the source of this 339-nucleotide messenger RNA. RefSeq lists its product as hypothetical. Bases 1 to 339 code for a protein of 112 amino acids. The transcript has a single exon. The record is from RefSeq and is a predicted model, not a curated record. Lineage: Eukaryota; Metazoa; Nematoda; Chromadorea; Rhabditida; Onchocercidae.
AUGCCAUCCUGGAUUCUUAAUAAGGUAUACACUCAAAGGAAAAUAGACAAACCGUGGACGAUUCAAAAAUUAAGAAAAUUCCUAUCGGAUUUGGUAGAAGUGAAUCAACAAGUGAAAAUCGACCAGUAUUCGAAUUUUCGGGCUGAUAGCAAACCUACAACAAUCAAAGGGAGCAAAAACGAAUGUAUAGGCCUGAAAGAACUUCAGCCCUAUCAACGAUGCAAACAAACCAUAGAGAAACAAGAAGCCCAACAAGCAGGAAUAGACCGUGCAUAUUUUGCUCACGUGAUCACUGGGAUAGUGAUUGUGAUAUCUAUUCAACGGUCAAAGGCCGAAUGA